GAGGAAGAGGAGGAGGAGGAGGAGGGAUUGCUGUGCAGAGGAGCAACCCGAGAUUCGCCCGCCGCGCGAGGAGAGAGGAGGCCACGGCCCCUUAGAGCCCCCUCCUUCCCUUGUCAGCCGGGGCGGCGCUGCGCUUAGCUCCCGACACCCACCCCAGGGUGGUGGGGGUGGUUUGCGGAGCUCCCGCACAAAAGCCGCCGCCUCCCUGAGCUGCUGCUGGUACCCGGAGGGAGCCGGCCGCCCAGGGCUGGGGGGAGACCCUGGCGCUGUCCUCCUUUUGCUUCUCCUUCUCCUCCUGCGCCCGCCCCCUCGGAAGGGUCCCCUGCCUGCCUCCCUGGGAGCCCGCAGAGGAGGAGCCGGAGCCGGAGCAGCCACCGCCACCACCGCACAGGGAGGGCGGGGAGAAGACCAUGUGAAUGGGGCUCGGAGCCUCAGGUCUUUGAAGAAGCAGGAUGUUCAUCUAGACGUGGAAAAAACUCAAUCAAGCCUUACAGGAGACUAUAUAAAGAAUAAGACCCACAUUUCUUCACUGAGUAACUGGACCUGUACUACAGCUGUGGUAGAAGAAAUGUGGUGUAUAUAAAAUUUGUGAUAGCUGGGAGAAAUUCUGGAAUUUAGAGAAUGGGCUGUGUCCAAUGUAAGGAUAAAGAAGCAGCAAAACUGACAGAGGAGAGGGAUGGCAGCUUAAACCAGAGCUCUGGCUAUCGCUAUGGGACAGACCCCACCCCCCAGCAUUACCCUAGUUUUGGUGUGACAUCCAUCCCUAACUACAACAACUUCCAUGCAGCCGGUGGCCAAGGGCUAACUGUCUUUGGUGGCGUCAAUUCUUCUUCUCACACUGGGACCUUGCGUACAAGAGGAGGAACAGGUGUAACACUUUUUGUGGCCCUUUAUGACUAUGAAGCGCGAACAGAAGAUGACCUGAGUUUUCAUAAAGGAGAGAAAUUUCAAAUACUUAACAGCUCUGAAGGAGAUUGGUGGGAAGCCCGUUCCCUGACAACAGGAGAGACUGGUUACAUUCCCAGCAAUUAUGUGGCCCCAGUUGACUCUAUCCAGGCAGAAGAGUGGUACUUUGGAAAACUUGGCCGCAAAGAUGCAGAAAGACAACUUUUGUCUUUUGGAAAUCCACGAGGUACCUUUCUUAUCCGAGAGAGUGAAACCACCAAAGGUGCCUAUUCACUUUCUAUCCGUGACUGGGAUGAUAUGAAAGGAGACCAUGUCAAACAUUAUAAGAUCCGAAAACUUGACAAUGGUGGCUACUAUAUUACAACAAGAGCCCAGUUUGAAACUCUUCAGCAGCUCGUCCAGCAUUACUCAGAGAGAGCUGCAGGCCUUUGCUGCCGCUUAGUAGUCCCCUGUCAUAAAGGAAUGCCGAGGCUUACUGAUCUGUCUGUCAAAACCAAAGAUGUCUGGGAAAUUCCACGUGAAUCCCUUCAGUUGAUCAAGAGACUGGGAAAUGGGCAGUUUGGGGAAGUAUGGAUGGGUACCUGGAAUGGGAAUACAAAAGUGGCCAUCAAGACUCUUAAGCCUGGCACGAUGUCUCCGGAAUCCUUCCUUGAGGAGGCCCAGAUCAUGAAGAAACUGAAGCACGAUAAACUGGUCCAACUUUAUGCUGUGGUGUCUGAAGAGCCGAUCUACAUUGUCACAGAGUACAUGAAUAAAGGGAGUUUGCUGGAUUUCCUAAAAGAUGGAGAAGGAAGAGCUCUGAAAUUGCCUAACCUGGUGGACAUGGCUGCACAGGUUGCUGCGGGCAUGGCUUAUAUCGAGCGGAUGAAUUACAUUCAUAGAGACCUUCGAUCUGCAAACAUUUUGGUGGGGAACGGGCUCAUAUGCAAGAUUGCUGAUUUUGGAUUGGCCAGAUUGAUUGAAGACAACGAAUACACAGCAAGACAAGGUGCGAAGUUCCCUAUCAAGUGGACAGCUCCAGAAGCAGCCCUAUAUGGAAGGUUCACUAUCAAGUCUGAUGUGUGGUCCUUUGGAAUCUUACUUACAGAGCUGGUAACCAAAGGGAGAGUUCCCUAUCCAGGCAUGAAUAACCGUGAAGUCUUGGAGCAAGUGGAACGUGGGUACAGGAUGCCGUGUCCUCAGGACUGCCCUAUCUCCUUGCAUGAGCUUAUGAUUCACUGCUGGAAAAAAGACCCUGAGGAGCGCCCCACAUUUGAGUAUUUGCAGGGUUUCCUGGAAGACUACUUUACUGCAACAGAACCCCAAUACCAACCUGGUGAAAACCUGUAAGUCACAUGGCGUGUCUGCAGAAAGCGUCAUCCAGGUGGUCAUUCCCCUCCCUCUUAGCUUCCAAUUCAGUAGCUCACUGCUCUUGGAGCAGUGUGGAAUCUUCCAGGACCAGAGUGCAUGUGAGUCUGAAGUCUGAAGAACAACCACACCCCUCAUUGAUGACCACUUGUCCCCAAAUCUGAAUGUCCUCUGUGAAGAAUAAGAGACACAAACUUGUUAACUUCUCAAAAGACUUUUGAAAAUGCAUUGUAUCGAUGUUAUGUAAACGGCAAAACCUCUAUUCAGUGUAAAUAGUUACUCAGUGCCAAUAACUGACCCUAGUGCUUUCCUUUUUUAAAUGCAAAUCUUAUGUGAUUUUAACUCUGUCUUCACCUGAUUCAACUAAAAAAAAAAAACAAAAAAACGAAAAGUAUUAUUUUCCAGAAGUGGCCUCUUUGUCUAAAACAAUAAACUUUUUUUUCAUGUUUUAACUAAAGAAAAUCAGGACAGGUGUUUGUUUUUUGUUUUUUUGGGUUUUUUUAUAAAUAUAAAUAUAAAUAUAUAUAUAUAAUAUAUACAUACCUGUACAUACAGUAUGUGGGUACUGCAGCGGACAACUUGUUGCCAAACAAUGGGCCACAUGGUUGCAGUACCCAGAGAGUGAUAAUUUUACUGCAAACGUUUAAAAAGAAAAAAACGGCAACACUGGUGUUAUUCUGAAAACCAGUGGUCUAAUUUUUGGCUUUUGCCAAGCAUGAUUUUUUAAAAUUGGAUUGCACCUUUUUGUUUGUUUGUUUCUGACCGUACCUGUAGAUGGUUGUAACUUUUGCUCUUUUCAGGAACCACAUGCUGGGUUUAUGGUAAUGUUCCCCAUGUUUGAUAGCCAUGUUUUACAGGAUUUGUUCUUCAAACAGGAGUGAACCUAUUGAAGCAAGAAAACACACCAUUUGACCGGCCAAACUGGAAGAUAGAUGCUACAAGUACUCCUUGUAUAAAACUCUGUAUACUGAAAUAAUUCAAAAAAAUUUUUUUUAAUUUAAUAAACAUUGUAACCACAUUUAAUGGUCUAAAACCCAUAGCAUUUUAGUCAUGUCAACCCGCUAAACUGUUUAUCAUGCAGGUAGGAUUUUCUGGGGGAGAUUUGUGCACCAUUUCCCAUUGUAAAAUACAUGUUUUAAAUGUCCUGUACUGCUAAUGAAAUUCCUUUCUCUAUGUCUGAGAUUUCUCCAGUGGAAUUACUAUGCACUUCUUUAUGUUUCAUGGGGAUGCACAGAACAAAGUAUUAUGUUCUCUUGUUGUCUAUUUGUACCAGCCUUGAAUUACUUAUGUUUAACCAAAAAAUGAAAACAAGCAAAUGGAAAAAAAAACAAAAACAAAACACAAAAACCAACAAAAAACCAACCUCCUAUUUCUAUUGAGUUUUUAAUACUGAGUUGCAAAUUUUGGAGUCUUAAUUACUUUUUUGUUAUGAUUUCUUUGCAAGUUUACAUUUUUAAAUUGUUUAACUUUCUUAAUUUAGUAAUUAAAAAGAGAGCAUUUUACAUUUGGAUUUUUGUUCAUUUGUUUAAAUCAUGGAGGGAAUUCUCAUGGUUUUGUGACACUUCAUGUACCAGACGGCAUCAGGAUGAUCUGGUGAAUAGCCAGGAAGAGAAGCCCAGGCUGAAGAAUCAGCACCACCAGCUGCCCCACAGGUUGGCCCAAAGGGUGGCACCUGGAGCCUUCCAUGCCACUCUAGGACUUCCUGCUGUAUUUCAGACCAUUACAUCACCCUUGGCAAGUGAUGUGCUGUCACGUGAUAAGUUUUAGUACAGGCCUCAUGCAAAGAGACCAAUUGAAAUACUGGUAUUUUGAUUUUUGGACUGGCUAACUAUAUAAGGUAAUUUCCAAGUGAUGAAAAGGAUAUGGUAUAAGGGAGCUUUUGCUUGGGAAGGUUCUAUUGUUGUCUGGAUGUUCUGAAAAACUGAGAAAUGUAGAAUGUAUGGGCUGUAAAACCUUGAUUCAUCUGGACCCUCAUUGUUGUUCAGUCAGUGUCUAAGUCUUUGUGACCCUUUUUGUGGUUUUCU
Messenger RNA from Dromiciops gliroides (monito del monte), 4277 nucleotides. RefSeq names its product FYN proto-oncogene, Src family tyrosine kinase (gene FYN). Gene Ontology annotation, cellular component: extrinsic component of cytoplasmic side of plasma membrane. The record is from RefSeq and is a predicted model, not a curated record. Gene Ontology annotation, molecular function: signaling receptor binding; ATP binding; non-membrane spanning protein tyrosine kinase activity. The transcript has 15 exons. Bases 622 to 2235 code for a protein of 537 amino acids. Gene Ontology annotation, biological process: cell differentiation; protein phosphorylation; cell surface receptor protein tyrosine kinase signaling pathway. Lineage: Eukaryota; Metazoa; Chordata; Mammalia; Microbiotheria; Microbiotheriidae.